CUUCGCGCCUGCGCAGCGCCCGGGAGGGCCGCGCCGGCCGCCAUGGCGCACCGCUGCCUGCUGCUGUGGGGCCGCGCCGGCUGCCGGCCCCGCCGCCUGCCCCCGCUGCUCGUGCCCGGCGGCGGCGCGGGCCCGCACUGGCGGCCCUGCCUCCGCACGCUGUAUCGAUAUGCUACAACUCAAGCAACAACUAGCAGAAACUCUCUUUUGACAGAUGUAAUUGCUGUUUACCGAAGAUUCUGUUCUAGACCUCCAAAAGGAUUUGAAAAAUAUUUUCCUAAUGGGAAAAAUGGGAAAAAGCCUAGCGAACCUAAAGAAGUUUCGGGAGAGAAAAAAGAAUCAAAGCCAUCCGGUACCUCACGCCCUUCUGGAGGAGCUGGGGGUGGUGGAAAACGAGGUGGCAAGAAAGAUGAUUCUCACUGGUGGUCCAGGUUCCAGAAGGGUGACUUUCCAUGGGAUGACAAGGAAUUCAGGAUGUACUUUCUCUGGACUGCUCUCUUUUGGGGCGGAGUCAUGUUUUACUUCCUGUUCAGGAGCUCUGGGAGAGAAAUCACGUGGAAGGACUUUGUCAAUAACUAUCUUUCUAAAGGCGUCGUGGACAGACUGGAAGUUGUCAACAAGCGUUUUGUUCGUGUGACUUUCACGCCAGGAAAAACCCCUGUGGAUGGGCAAUAUGUCUGGUUUAAUAUUGGCAGCGUGGACACCUUUGAGCGAAAUCUGGAAACUUUGCAGCAGGAAUUGGGCAUUGAAGGGGAGAACCGGGUCCCCGUUGUCUACAUUGCUGAAAGUGAUGGUUCGUUUCUCCUGAGCAUGUUGCCCACGGUGCUCAUCAUCGCCUUCUUACUCUACACCAUCCGACGAGGGCCAGCUGGGAUUGGGCGAUCAGGCCGGGGCAUGGGGGGGCUCUUCAGCGUUGGAGAAACUACUGCCAAGGUCCUAAAGGACGAGAUAGAUGUGAAGUUCAAAGACGUGGCUGGCUGUGAAGAGGCCAAGCUCGAGAUAAUGGAAUUUGUGAAUUUCUUGAAAAACCCAAAGCAGUAUCAAGACCUUGGAGCCAAGAUCCCCAAGGGCGCCAUUCUCACUGGCCCUCCAGGCACUGGGAAGACGCUGCUCGCGAAGGCCACCGCUGGAGAAGCCAACGUCCCCUUCAUCACCGUCAGUGGCUCUGAGUUCUUGGAGAUGUUUGUUGGUGUCGGGCCAGCUAGGGUCCGAGACUUGUUUUCCCUUGCCCGGAAGAAUGCCCCUUGCAUUCUCUUCAUUGAUGAGAUCGACGCCGUGGGGAGAAAGCGAGGAAGAGGCAACUUUGGGGGUCAGAGUGAGCAGGAGAACACGCUCAACCAGCUGCUCGUGGAGAUGGACGGUUUCAAUACAACAACAAACGUCGUCAUCCUAGCGGGCACCAACCGGCCAGACAUCCUAGACCCUGCACUGAUGAGGCCGGGGCGCUUCGAUAGGCAGAUCUUCAUUGGACCACCAGACAUAAAGGGGAGAGCCUCUAUUUUCAAAGUUCAUCUCAGACCACUAAAAUUGGACAGUGCCCUGGAAAAGGAGAAACUCGCCAGAAAACUUGCGUCCUUAACUCCUGGAUUUUCAGGUGCUGACGUCGCUAAUGUCUGUAACGAAGCUGCUCUGAUUGCUGCGAGACACCUCGCAGAUGCCAUAAACGAGAAACACUUUGAGCAAGCGAUCGAGCGGGUGAUCGGGGGCUUGGAGAAAAAAACCCAGGUUUUGCAGCCCGAGGAGAAGAAGACAGUAGCCUACCACGAAGCGGGUCAUGCGGUGGCUGGCUGGUACCUGGAACAUGCGGACCCGCUCCUAAAGGUCUCCAUCAUCCCGCGGGGCAAAGGCCUGGGCUAUGCUCAGUACCUCCCCAAGGAGCAGUACCUGUACACCAAAGAGCAGCUGCUGGACCGGAUGUGCAUGACUCUGGGUGGCCGGGUGGCCGAGGAGAUCUUCUUUGGGAGGAUCACGACUGGUGCACAGGACGACUUGAGGAAAGUCACCCAGAGUGCGUAUGCACAGAUUGUUCAGUUUGGCAUGAAUGAGAAGGUCGGGCAGAUCUCCUUUGAUCUCCCCCGUCAGGGGGACAUGGUGUUAGAGAAGCCUUACAGCGAAGCCACCGCCAGACUGAUCGAUGACGAGGUUCGGAUACUUAUUAAUGAAGCUCAUAAGAGAACAGUAGCGCUUCUCACAGAGAAGAAAGCAGAUGUGGAGAAAGUUGCUCUCCUAUUAUUAGAAAAAGAAGUAUUAGAUAAGAAUGAUAUGGUGGAACUUUUGGGACCCCGACCAUUCGCAGAAAAAUCUACCUAUGAGGAGUUUGUGGAAGGCACCGGCAGCCUGGACGAAGACACUUCGCUUCCUGAGGGCCUCAAGGACUGGAAUAAAGAGAGGGAGAAGGAGAAAGAGAAGGAGGAGACGCCAGAGGAGAAAAUUGCCAACCAGAUCCGAGGAGGGAGACCGUUCUAGCUGGUCCUAGUGGCGUUCCAGUUUGCACAUUGCUCUGAGCUCUGGCUUCCUGGGACAGUGGAAACAGCACCCAGAUGAUCUUGGCCAGACACUCACCUAGUCGAAGUGGUGGGAGCCGACUUAGUCCUCCGUCUCAGAAGGCCCGGGAGGGGUGGCCCCCGGGGAGUGUGUGGUGCAGGGCUCCUGGGCAGCAGGGGGUGAGUGGGGCCGGGCCAGCACGCUGCUCCACCCUGGCCAGAGAGCCAGCUGCCGAGUCCCUGGUGGGGACGCCAGGGUGCCUGGGACAGACAGCUCCCUCCUGCCACCCGCCCACUCUUCAUUCCUGGGUCCCCUGGAUUCCCCCCAGCGGAAAGGCUGUGAAAUUAAAUUGGAGUCCUGAUUAGAGUACGUUCCCUUGACUUCCUGUUUUAAAGAUUGAAUCUAGAUCACAUAUGUUGCUGUUGAAAUGGAACGAUUUUCUACAGAGAACUGUAACAUAUUUAAAAAUCUGAAUGUAUUGUGUAAAUACGGCUUCUUUACAUCAAAAAAAUAAAGUGUAAGCUAUA
Messenger RNA from Sorex araneus (European shrew), 3011 nucleotides. It is a transcript of the gene AFG3L2, whose product is annotated as AFG3 like matrix AAA peptidase subunit 2. The transcript has 17 exons. Gene Ontology annotation, biological process: mitochondrial protein processing; protein-containing complex assembly. The coding region runs from base 43 to 2466 and encodes 807 amino acids. Gene Ontology annotation, molecular function: ATP hydrolysis activity; ATP-dependent peptidase activity; ATP binding. Gene Ontology annotation, cellular component: membrane; m-AAA complex. The record is from RefSeq and is a predicted model, not a curated record. NCBI's taxonomy places the organism in Eukaryota, Metazoa, Chordata, Mammalia, Eulipotyphla, Soricidae.